Messenger RNA from Theobroma cacao (cacao), 2065 nucleotides. Its product is annotated as basic helix-loop-helix (bHLH) DNA-binding superfamily protein. Lineage: Eukaryota; Viridiplantae; Streptophyta; Magnoliopsida; Malvales; Malvaceae. The record is from RefSeq and is a predicted model, not a curated record. Gene Ontology annotation, biological process: regulation of transcription by RNA polymerase II. Gene Ontology annotation, cellular component: RNA polymerase II transcription regulator complex. Gene Ontology annotation, molecular function: DNA-binding transcription factor activity, RNA polymerase II-specific; protein dimerization activity; RNA polymerase II transcription regulatory region sequence-specific DNA binding.
UAUUAUUUUUUAUGGCAUUAAAUUGUCAGCCUCACAGCAGUAAAUAACAUUCAUAUUUCUUUAUUCUCCGUCAUGCCUCUAUGACCUUCUUUUCUUGCAAUGUAUAGUUUUACUUUUCUUCUUCUUUCUUUCUGGAUGGUCUAAUUUCCAUUAUAAUCUGUAAGGCUUUGCAACAUAUCUAUUCAUCACCUUGCAUUUUUUUGUUUCUGUUUUCAUAUAACUACAUUAUCAUGGUUUCAACGUUGGAUAGUACAAUAUUUACUUGAAUGGAUAUGCAUUAAUUUGUCAUUUAUGCGCUAUUUCUUCAUCUUCACUGCAAUGUUCUGUUUAGGGUUCAGUCAUAUAUACCCAUGCCUGUGCUUUUAAUCCUGAAAUCUGUUUGUUUACAGAUUGAAGAGACUUUCAGUUUAACCUUUUAGUUUUGCCCUUUUUGUGAAAUGAACUAGGAAUUUAACCGACCCUCUCUUUGAUUUAUUCGGGCGCAAAGCUUAUAACUCAACAUGUCAGCUCCACAUGUUGACAAUGUCUCUACGAUUCCUAAAGCCGCAGAUGAUUUAUGGCCACUUGUACAAGAAAAUAACAGCAGCCUGGUGCUGGAACCAAGCAUGUUUCACUGCCAAGAGGGCAGAAAUAUUGAAAAAGAAUUGCUGGAAAACGAAAAUGUUCAUCAGAAAGAUGACCAAGAUUAUAAUUUUUCAACUUCUAUUCAAGUCGUACUCGAUCAAUGGUCGUUUCCCCGAGUAAGCAGCAGCUCAUCACUACCUAUCAUGGCUGGCGAUGAGUUGGAUUCGUUAUUGGUUGUUCAGCAAGAAAAUUCUGCACUACCCGACCAUAACAUUGAUAAGGUAUUACAAAAGGAAUUACAGGAUGGUCCCAGCAGUGAAAAUGGUUUGUUAUCUCCUGUCUAUGCUUCAGAUUAUGCCUGUUCACUUCUACCUUUUAACAGCACAUCACUAUCUAUUGAAGAUAAUGUAAGAACCGAUGAGCUUGAUUCAAGCAGGUUUGUUUUAGAACCAUUGGAGCCAAAUAUGGAGGAGGGAUAUAAUCCCAUUGAUAAUAGCUUGUCUGCACCACUUGAGGAUUCAAAUGAACUAGAUCUGCUUCUACAAAAAUGCAGCACUCCACUUCCUAGUAUGGACGAAAAAACAAGGGAUGAUAAGACAGAUUUAAGCUUGGUCCCGGAAAAGGAAUGUUCAGCAGUAGCUGAACCUAGAAGUGGCGAAGUAUUGGUGGCCAAACGAUUCAGCGCCAAGAAUACAAGGAGAAACAAUUAUAGGCUCAAGGUCUUGCAAACUGGCAACAAGGAGGUUCAAGCUGAUGAAGGAGAAGGAUCAACUGUGAAGAAACAAGAACAUAACGCGAAGGAGAGGAUACGGAGGAUGAAGCUGCAUGCGUCCUACUUGGCACUCGGAGCAUUGAUUCCUGAUUCUAGUAGAUCAAAGAAAAGGAAGAGUGCGCCGCUUAUAAUUGACAGAUCUGUUGAAUACAUUCCAGAGCUCGAGGAAGAAAUAGAGAAGCUAACUCUCAGGAAGAAUGAUAUGUUAUCAACAAUUAAACAUAAGCAACCUCUCAACCAAAACCCACACUUAAAACCUGAUCAAGAUCCGUCAGUUUCAGUGCAUGAAAUCAGACAAGGUGAAGUUAUCACACAAAUAUACUCUCAGAUACAUCCAGAUGAUGCUUUCUCAAACCUACUACAGAAGGUAGAAGAAGAAGGCAUGUGCAUUAUGAGUGCCUCAACGCUUCAAGUCUCUGAUGAUGGAGUUUGCUACCAUUUACAUAUACAGCAAGGGGAGGCGAGUUCAGGUGGAGCAAACCAUCUUGCAAGUUUAAGAGAAAAGGUAAUUUCAUGGUUGCGCUAAUUCCUUAAGUUUCCAUCAUGAAGAAAACCUUCACAAGGGCUGUCCUUAACAUCUUUUUUCCACUAAUAGAUAGAAGGUUAAAAAUAUAAUGUACUUUUUUUGUGAUAACAAUGCUAUAUAUCUAGUUAGUGCCUCCCAAUAAUUGAUUAACAAGCGUUGGUGUCAAUGCUCAAGCACCAUUUUAGCUUAAUUAAUGCAUAGAA